Molecule: messenger RNA, 627 nt
Organism: Paramuricea clavata
Lineage: Eukaryota; Metazoa; Cnidaria; Anthozoa; Malacalcyonacea; Plexauridae
Source: the annotation of a GenBank genome assembly
AUGCAGAGACAUAUUGCCUUCUGGCUUUCUUCACUCAUACUGGUAUUGUUCCUUUUCAUUGUCCUCAACUCGUGUAACUCAUGGAACGUGGUCACUCCAGACGCCUCGCUCGUGAUAUCUAUGGGUGCUGAUAUCGCAAGUUAUCCAAACAGGAAUUGUGGAUGUCCCCGUAAAUCGAACCCCCCGAAUAUAUCACAAUCCUUUAAAGUUAGAGCUGGAAUUAAACUUCUAAACGCUGGUUUAUGUGCUUACUCCCUUGUACUCCUAGCUGGAGACGUCAGCCGAAACCCUGGACCUGCCAAUAUCUCUCAAGAUUCGCAGAAUUUUAGUGACAUUGGUUUUCCAAGUAACCGUGGACUUAAAAUUGCUCAUCUAAAUGUAAGAAGCAUAACUAAUAAGAUAGAUUCACUACGCCUUCUUUUACUAAAUAAUCCUUUCGAUGUCCUGACCAUCUCCGAAACCUGGUUAACCAAAAACAUAUCUGAUCCUGAACUAAAUAUUCAAGGUUAUUCCUUUGUCAGAAAUGACCGUAAAAGCAAAAAAGGUGGUGGGUGCAUGAUUUAUAUUCGUGAUGGCUUACCCUAUCGAGCACGGCCUGACUUGCAAGAUGAUAACAUAGAGUCUUGA